Scleropages formosus (Asian bonytongue) is the source of this 2653-nucleotide messenger RNA. RefSeq names its product zinc finger and BTB domain containing 7B (gene zbtb7b). Bases 824 to 2389 code for a protein of 521 amino acids. Gene Ontology annotation, biological process: positive regulation of gene expression; regulation of transcription by RNA polymerase II. Gene Ontology annotation, molecular function: protein binding; RNA polymerase II cis-regulatory region sequence-specific DNA binding; DNA-binding transcription factor activity, RNA polymerase II-specific. The transcript has 3 exons. NCBI's taxonomy places the organism in Eukaryota, Metazoa, Chordata, Actinopteri, Osteoglossiformes, Osteoglossidae. The record is from RefSeq and is a predicted model, not a curated record.
AGAACCAAAUACAAGAAAACAUUAUUUCAGCUUCUUUUCCAUGUAGAUCGCUUCAUCAGAUACACUUGUCUCAAAUUCGAAUUGAAAUUUGAAGUAGUAAAGCUGGCGCUCUGCACGUUGCUGAGUUUGUCAGCUCUUGUAACCUAAUUAAGUGGUCUUGUAAAUGAAAGUAAGAACCUGGUACAGGAAGCCUUUUUCAUCUGAACAACGUGUGGAGAUCCUCCUUUCCGAAACACACCCCGGAGUGACCGGUUAGGUCUGCUCCUCGCAAGGAUUUGCCCUCAGACGCCGUCACGGUGCCAGUUUCCAGCGAAAUAGUGAUGAGCACGUCAUCCCUUGGAACUUCUCGUUUCCCCGUCUCGCGUCCUGGAGCGGGUUGGAGAAUUCGCAGCGGAACGCAAGCCGUGGUUUUGAACCACGAAAUGUAACGAGUCCAUGUGUUCUGUUGCAAGCGUCUGCUCCCCACCCAGGGAGGUUGGCCGCCCUCUGUGCCCCUUCCUCCUGGUUAUUGCUGUAGCAGCUCUGCGCUGAGGCAAGGGGAAGUGGUGUAUCUCACCAUCUCCUCCCCUGCUGAACGGACCCCCAGUUCCCCUUACGGCGCUGCCUUCGCCACUGUAGUCCUGCUUGUCUCGACCUGUUCCCGUGCGCAGCUCGCCGUUUUCUCGCCUGCGCGUCUGCGAUGUGAUGAUUUCUGCUCAAUUCGUGUCCCUGUCUCAUCUUUCUAAAUGUCAGCCCCGCAGCUUUCGCCCAGAGAAGACCGCGAGUGACAGAGGACACACGGCAGGGAGUCAUCCUCUCUUGAGUUUAUGGACUGGAGGUGGCGAUGUCUCCAGGAGAGGACGGUCUAAUCGGGAUCCCCUUCCCGGAGCACAGCAAUGAGCUCCUGUCUUGCCUAAAUGCCCAGAGGAGGGCAGGGCUGUUGUGCGACCUCACCUUGACCUCCAGGGGCGCCCGCUAUUCCACACAUCGCUCUGUCAUGGCUGCUGUCAGCCUUUAUUUCCGAAAGCUUUUUGGGGCAGAGGAAGGGGAGUCGGGGGACCUUGGGGCGGGGGGUGGCUGCAGCGUGUGUCAGCUGGACUGCGUGGCACCCGAUGCCCUGGGCGCGCUGCUGGAGUUUGCCUACACAGCCACCCUGACUAUCCGCAGCUCGGGCAUGAGGGAGGUGUUGAAGGCGGCCCAGCUGCUGGGCAUCCAGUGCGUGGCAGACGCCUGCCGGGACAUCCUGGGCGAGGCGGACGAGGAGCAGGAGGACGUCCACAACGAGGACACUGCACACGGCUCCCGACGCAAGAGGGACAGGCGACAGGUCUCCAGAUCUACGCUGUUUGACCCGCAACUCGUCUAUCGCUCUCCGCCCUCCUCUCCUCUGGCGGACAGCCGGCCAAGCUGCACCACAGCGCCCCCUAGCCCAGAGUACAACGAGAACUUUGCCGCGGUGGGCCAGAACGGCGAGCCGCAGCACAGCAGCAGAGAGGCUGACGUGGCUGUGAAUGGGAAUGUGCACUGGGCUCAGCAAGCAGCCCCCUUAGCGCCUGCUGCUGAAGACAGGCUGUCGGAGGAGGAGGACAAGGCGGAGUUCAGGGAUGGGGCUGACUCUGGGCCCCCGUCUUUGCCCGAGCGGGGCGGUGUAGCGGGUGGCGGCCGAAAGAGGAAGUCUCAAACCCCCCAGCAGUGCCCUGUGUGUCAGAAGAUCAUCCACGGCGCGGGCAAGCUGCCCCGACACAUGAGGACACACACGGGGGAGAAGCCCUUCCAGUGCUCGGCAUGCGGGGUCCGUUUCACCCGGAACGACAAGCUGAAGAUCCACAUGCGUAAGCACACGGGAGAGCGACCGUACCCAUGCCCCCACUGCCCCGCCCGCUUCCUACAUUCCUACGAUCUGAAGAACCAUCUGUCUCUGCACAGUGGGACGCGGCCCUUCGAGUGUCCGCUCUGCCACAAGGCCUUUGUCCGCGAGGACCACCUGCAGCGCCACCGCAAGGGCCACAGCUGCCUGGAGGUGCGCACCCGGCGUCCGCGCAGGGCCGUGGCGCCAGGGCCUGGCCUCGGGUCCCAGCUGCUGGAUCCGCACUCUCUGGGGCACGCGUCCACGUUCCCCCGCUCCCCCCCACCCCCACGCGGCAAUUCCUCUGUUCACCCGCUGCUGUACCCCCCAGAUGGCAGCGACCCCCCUAUCCCCAUGCAUGCCAUGUCUCUGCUGGGCCCACCUGGGCUGCCUUACCGUAACCUCCUUUGGAGAAGCAUGGGGAUGCCUGGAGGUGGAGCAGAAGAGCCCGGAGCUCCUGAUCCCUCGCGUGGUCUCCAGCCUCAUCAAGCAAGAUGGGGGGAGGAGGAGGAUGACAAUGAUGAUGAAGAAGAAGAAGAAGAAGAUGAUGAAGAAGAGGAAUAGGAAGAUGGAUAAAGGGAAGGACGAAAGUCUGCGAGAGUGUGUACUUUGGGUGUGUUGUAUGUCGGUGUCUUCUGUGUAGCAGUGUCGGUGUGUGCGCGCGCGCACGCGUCUCCCCCGUCUUGCUGUCCACUCAGUAAGGCUGUGUGUUUCGCUCAGGUGGUCAGACCUGCCCAACAUACUGCUCAUUUUAGGGCUCUCUGUGAAAACUUAAAAGGGGAAAAACAGGUCUUCUGAUUUUAUUCUCUGGCUCUUUUUUUUUUUUUU